AUGGUUACUGAGAUCGAUGGAGGAAUAAGGAAGAACGAAUGGAAGCAGCUUGAGGGUCGAAAAGAGAUUAAUACAAAAGGGAAAAUGGUGGAUGUCGUCGGUUCUUUUUCUCCGCUGAACAGUGUCGAUGGUCCUGUUUGCGAUCGAUCGAAGGCUUGCUUCAGUUGGCCAUGGCGGCAGUUUGGUGGUUAUUUAGUCGGUCUGCCAUUAAAAUGGAAGGAAGACGAGAGGUUAGUCGUAAUAUUCUUUGGAGGUUAUAUUCCAUCGUUCGCCGGAUCAGAACGGCGACUAUUUUGUCACCGUAGUGCAACCACCGGUGUCCCAUUCCGGUUAAUCUCCGAUUUGCAGGUACCACCUGCACGAAGAGUUGUGGUGGAGUCGAUCCCGGCGUUGAUCAUAAUCAAGCAACUCUACCUAGUAACUAGGAUGGAGCUCUAG
This is a messenger RNA of Lactuca saligna, 438 nucleotides long. The record is from the annotation of a GenBank genome assembly. NCBI's taxonomy places the organism in Eukaryota, Viridiplantae, Streptophyta, Magnoliopsida, Asterales, Asteraceae.